Molecule: messenger RNA, 2088 nt
Organism: Manis javanica (Malayan pangolin)
Lineage: Eukaryota; Metazoa; Chordata; Mammalia; Pholidota; Manidae
Gene: IRX1
Product: iroquois homeobox 1
Biological process (GO): regulation of transcription by RNA polymerase II; cell development; neuron differentiation
Cellular component (GO): nucleus
Molecular function (GO): RNA polymerase II cis-regulatory region sequence-specific DNA binding; DNA-binding transcription factor activity, RNA polymerase II-specific
Source: RefSeq, a predicted model, not a curated record
GCCGCCGAGCGGAGGGCGGCCGCCGCAGUCGGCGCGGAAUCGCGGAGCCGGGCGCAGCCGGGAGCCGGGCGCCAGCGAGCACCGGGCCGUGGAGCAGCCACCGGCCCCCGCCUCCGGGCCGGCCCGAGCGCGCCCGGCCGGCUGCCCGCUGCCCCCGCCGCGCCUGGCCAACCCCCGCCCCGCGCCUCCCUCCGCGCCCCUUUAAUACUUGCCCGCCGCCGCAGCCGCCGCCACCGAGUCCGCGGACAUGUCCUUCCCGCAGCUGGGCUACCCGCAGUACCUGAGCGCCGCGGGGCCCGGCGCCUACGGCGGCGAGCGCCCUGGGGUGCUGGCCGCCGCCGCCGCCGCCGCGGCCGCCGCCUCGUCGGGCCGCCCUGGGGCGACGGAGCUGGGCUCGGGCGCGGGCGCGGCCGCCGUCACCUCGGUGCUGGGGAUGUACGCGGCGGCCGGACCGUACGCGGGCGCGCCCAACUACAGCGCCUUCCUGCCCUACGCCGCCGACCUCAGCCUCUUCUCGCAGAUGGGCUCACAGUAUGAACUCAAGGACAACCCCGGGGUGCACCCUGCCACCUUCGCGGCCCACACGGCGCCGGCCUACUACCCCUACGGCCAGUUCCAGUACGGGGAUCCCGGGCGGCCCAAGAACGCCACGCGCGAGAGCACGAGCACGCUCAAGGCCUGGCUCAACGAGCACCGCAAGAACCCGUACCCCACCAAGGGCGAGAAGAUCAUGCUGGCCAUCAUCACCAAGAUGACCCUCACGCAGGUCUCCACCUGGUUCGCCAACGCGCGCCGGCGCCUCAAGAAGGAGAACAAGGUGACGUGGGGCGCACGCAGCAAGGACCAGGAGGACGGCGCCCUCUUCGGAAGCGACACAGAAGGCGACCCCGAGAAGGCCGACGACGACGAGGAGAUCGAUCUGGAGAGCAUCGACAUCGACAAGAUCGACGAGCAAGACGGCGACCAGAGCAACGACGAGGAGGACAAGGCCGAGGCGCCGCGCGCGCCCGCAGCCCCUGCAGCCCUUGCCCGUGACCAGGGCUCGCUGCUGGCGGCGGCCGAUGCGCUCAAGCCGCAAGGCUCGACCCUGGGCCUGGCCAAGGAGGCCCCGGAGCCCGGCAGCACUGGCCUGCUGAGUUCCGGGGCCGCGGCGGGAGGCCUGCAGAGCGCGCCGCACAGCAAGCCCAAGAUCUGGUCGCUGGCCGAGACGGCCACGAGCCCCGACGGCGCGCCCAAGGCCUCGCCGCCGCCCGCGGGCCCCCCGGGUGCGCACGGGUCCCCCGCGGGCGCGCCACUGCAACACCCCGCGUUCCUGCCCAGCCACGGACUGUACACCUGCCACAUCGGAAAGUUCUCCAACUGGACCAACGGCGCUUUCCUUGCGCAGGGCUCCCUGCUCAACAUGCGCUCUUUCCUGGGAGUGGGCGCGUCCCACGCCGCGCAGCACGGCCCGCACCUGCCCGCGCCGCUGCCACCGCAGCCGCCCGUCGCCGUGGCCGCGGGCGUGCACCACGGCGACAAGGCCUCCGCCCGCAGCAGCCCCGCGCUCCCAGAGAGAGACCUCGUCCCCAGGCCCGACUCUCCAGCACAGCAGCUAAAGUCGCCCUUCCAGCCAGUGCGCGACAACUCGCUGGCCCCGCAGGAGGCAACGCCACGGAUCCUAGCAGCCCUCCCGUCCGCCUGAUUCUGGGUGGCCUUUCACUUUUGCGGGGGGAGGGGGGAGGAGUUCGGGAGGGAGGGGAUGAGGGAGGAAUGAAGACAAAUAUUUCAGACUGGUGUAAAGGACAAACACCACUAGGACAUCGAAUCCAUACAUCGCUUUCUGCAGAAGGGGCUCGUCCCGGCCGAGCUCGCUUCCAGGCCGCCUGGCCUCCGCCCCCUCCGCUAUGGUGGCCGUCACCUUGGUCCGACUGAUUAUCGGUUCGGUAAAUGCCUCCACGUGCUUGUGUCUUUUCCUCUUUCUUUCUUUCUGUCUCUUUAUUCUUUUUCCUUCUUUCUGUACAUAGAGUGAUUUCAGAUUGUAAAUAGCGCGUCGGCAAACUUGUCUAAAUCAUAUAUUUUUGUCUAAUAAACUAAGUGAAAUGCCCA